This is a messenger RNA of Jaculus jaculus (lesser Egyptian jerboa), 453 nucleotides long. Its product is annotated as profilin-2-like. Gene Ontology annotation, biological process: positive regulation of actin filament bundle assembly; actin cytoskeleton organization; regulation of actin filament polymerization. The record is from RefSeq and is a predicted model, not a curated record. Gene Ontology annotation, cellular component: cytoplasm. NCBI's taxonomy places the organism in Eukaryota, Metazoa, Chordata, Mammalia, Rodentia, Dipodidae. Bases 1 to 453 code for a protein of 150 amino acids. The transcript has a single exon. Gene Ontology annotation, molecular function: actin binding.
AUGCAGAACAUCAGCCAAGACACCUGGCAAGACUGCAUUCGUCUCUUCAAACAAACUGAGAUGAUCUGUGAUGCAGCAAUUUUCACCAGUUAUCCCCCCUGGGUGUUAGCUUCUUAUCCUGAAGGUAACUUCUCUCAGAUCUCCCAGGAAGAAAUCCAGGUCUUGCUGUCAAAAAAUGAGAGGGAAAAACUGUUUCUCCAUGGAGUCACCCUUGCUGGGAUCAGAUGCCUGUUGAUCAGGGACAACCUGUAUACCGAAGGCAACAACACCAUGGACCUGCGCACCAAAAGCCAAAGUCGAAGCAGCCAGGCAGUGACAGUAGUUCAAAUGGAGUCAGUGUACAUUGUGGUGAUGGGGAAACGAGGGACAGAAGGAGGGCCUCUCAAUCUUAAAGCUUUUGAACUAGCAGGUUACAUGAGAGAAAUCAUUCUCCAGAAAAUGGCCCGUGUCUAA